This is a messenger RNA of Spinacia oleracea (spinach), 1734 nucleotides long. RefSeq lists its product as uncharacterized. The transcript is spliced from 2 exons. Lineage: Eukaryota; Viridiplantae; Streptophyta; Magnoliopsida; Caryophyllales; Amaranthaceae. The record is from RefSeq and is a predicted model, not a curated record. The coding region runs from base 234 to 1502 and encodes 422 amino acids.
CCCCGUUGAUGGAAUUUGGUCCCUAUUCUCACCCAUGGGAUAGCUUUGAUCUUUAACCAAAUUAAGUCAUCUAGUUUUAGAAGCAGCUAAAAAACCCAAAAAUGGUGGACUCAAAUCAUGAAGAAAUCAAAAUGAUUUGAGAAUGUUUUAUCAAACCAAAAUAUGAAGUUGAAGCAUCAAAACAACCUCACUACUUAGCACCAAUUGAUCUUUUAUUCUUGUCUUUAGGCCAAAUGCAAAAGGGUCUCCUUUUCCACAAUAAACCCAAAAAUAUAGAAUCUGAUCUUUUAGAAAAUCUCAAGAUUUCAUUAUCUCAAACUCUUGUUCAUUUCUACCCUUUAGCUGGUCAACUCUAUACCCAAAAAUUUCAUGAUGAACAUGCCAUUUCGGUUUACGUUGACUGCAACAACGGCCCCGGAGCUCGGCUUAUCCACGCUGAUUUAUCAGUAUCCGAUCUCCUAUCGACCAUUGAUGUCCAUCCGAUCACCUCGUCUUUCUUUGAUUUUGGAGAGAAGUUUAUUGUAAAUCAUGAUGGACACACCCGGUCUCUUUUGUCAAUCCAAGUAACGGAGCUUGCUGAUGGUGUCUUUAUCGGGUUUAACAUGAACCACAGUGUAGCUGAUGGUACCUCCCUAUGGCAUUUCAUCUCGACCUUGUCCGAGAUUUUUCUGCAGGUUUCCUGCGACGACUCCAGGAAUCUUAAAACAGUAGAUGAAUCGUCCAUGAAGGUAAAUAUCUGUCGAAGACCUAUAUUCAAGCCCUUCUUUCCUGAAGGGUAUGGUCCGAUCCUUAAGUUACCAUAUGUUGAACCGGAAGAGUUUGUAACAAGGUUUGACCCGGGGCGGCUAAGAGAAAGAAUAUUCCAUUUCUCAGCUAAGGCAAUGUCGAUGCUCAAAGCUAAGGCUAACGAAGAAUGCAAUGUUGUCGAAAAUAAUAUAUCGUCUUUUCAAGCCUUAACGGGGUUCCUAUGGAAGUCAAUCACGCGCAUUCGAAACAUACACCCUGAUGAAGAGACUAGUUGUACAUUGAUUAUAAACUGGCGGGGUAGGGUUAUACCUCCAUUCUCCCAAGAACACUUUGGAAACUACUUAGCUGUAGCUCAAGGAAGAUGUAAGGUCGGCGAGCUUGUAAGUCGUGGGUUAGGAUGGGCAGCAUUGUUGGUUCAUCAAAGUGUAAAAGCCGAGAAUGAUUGUAAAAUCCUCGAGUUUUUAAGAAAUUAUUCCAAGGCUCCUUAUGUCGAACAAGCAGGUAAAGAUUCUGAAUUCCAUAAUGCUAAUAGUGUGUCCAUAGCUGGGUCUGCAAGAUUUGAUAUGUAUGGUCCUGAAUUUGGACUUGGUAAACCAGUCGCUGUUUUAGCUGGCUAUGGUAAUAAGGAUGAUGGGAAGGUAACGGCCAAUCCUGGAUGUGAAGGAGGGGGAAGUGUUGAUUUAGAGAUUUGUCUAAGACCUCAAACCAUGAUUGGUCUUGAAUCCCAUGAGGAAUUUAUGAGUUUUGCAUCAUAGUUGUCUAAUUAAGUAGGAGAUACAUAUAUACAUUCAAUAUCUGCCUCAAACCAUGAUUUAAUGUUAAUAAAUCAUUGCUCUAUAUAUCUCCUAUUGCCGACAAAUUAAUUGAUUUGGUGGAGAAGUCCAAUAUGUUACUUUGUUUGAUUGUAAUUUUCAAAAGGAAGAUCCGAUCUUGAUUUACCCAAAUCAUUAUGAUAAGCUGUAUUAUAAUAAGCAAUACUUUUGCACU